Messenger RNA from Rhineura floridana, 1077 nucleotides. It is a transcript of the gene HTR5A, whose product is annotated as 5-hydroxytryptamine receptor 5A. Gene Ontology annotation, cellular component: plasma membrane. The coding region runs from base 1 to 1077 and encodes 358 amino acids. Gene Ontology annotation, biological process: adenylate cyclase-activating adrenergic receptor signaling pathway. The record is from RefSeq and is a predicted model, not a curated record. Gene Ontology annotation, molecular function: G protein-coupled serotonin receptor activity. NCBI's taxonomy places the organism in Eukaryota, Metazoa, Chordata, Lepidosauria, Squamata, Rhineuridae. The transcript has 2 exons.
AUGGAUUGGUGCCCCAACUUCACCUGCUUCUCUGUUACCACUUCGGCAGAGUCCAACUGGACAGGCUCUGCCUCUCUUGUGGACCAUUCAGGCAUCAGUGGGUCCUUGUCUAUCUUUAGCGUCCUUGUCUUGACUUUGUUGGCUAUGUUGGUGGUUGCCACCUUCCUUUGGAAUGUACUGGUCCUGGCAACCAUCUUGCGUGUCCGCACCUUCCACAGGGUCCCCCACAACCUAGUGGCCUCCAUGGCCAUCUCAGAUGUGAUGGUAGCUGCCCUGGUGAUGCCUCUCAGUCUGGUCCACGAGUUGUCUGGGCGGCGCUGGCGGCUGGGGCGGCUGCUCUGCCAGGUGUGGAUCUCCUGCGACGUGUUGUGCUGCACGGCCAGUAUCUGGAAUGUCACCGCCAUUGCUCUGGACCGCUACUGGUCCAUCACCCGGCACCUGGAGUAUACACUGAGGACCCGUCGGCGCAUCUCCAACAUUAUGAUUGCCCUGACUUGGGUUCUCUCAGCCAUCAUCUCCCUGGCUCCAGUGAUCUUUGGCUGGGGAGAGACCUACUCAGAGGGCAAGGAGGAAUGCCAAGUUAGCCAGGAGCCUUCUUACACCAUCUUCUCUACCUUUGGGGCUUUUUACCUCCCUCUCUGUGUGGUGCUUUUUGUCUACUGGAAAAUCUACAAGGCAGCCAAGUUCCGCAUUGGAUCCCGGAAGAGCAACUCCAUCACUCCAGUAACACCUAAAGCCCUGGAGGUGAAGGAAGCCUCCCAGCAGCCACAGAUGGUGUUCACGGUCCGCCACGCCACUGUAACCUUCCAGACGGAUGGCGACACAUGGAGGGAACAGAAAGAGAAGAGAGCUGCCCUAAUGGUGGGCAUCCUCAUUGGAGUCUUUGUGCUGUGCUGGAUUCCCUUUUUUAUCACUGAACUUAUCAACCCUCUCUGCUCCUGUGACAUACCACCCAUCUGGAAAAGCAUUUUCCUUUGGCUCGGCUACUCCAAUUCCUUUUUCAACCCUCUGAUCUAUACGUCCUUCAACAAGAACUACAACAAUGCCUUCCGGAACCUGUUCUCCAAGCAGCAGUGA